AUGUAUCGCUUCCUCUCCCUUCUCCCCACGGCAGCGCUUGUCGGUGCUGCUGUAAUUCAGCAUCCUUCGCCAACAACUGUAACAGCCGCUCCUGCCCUAGCUGCUGCAACGACAACUGCUGCUGCUAGCGGAAACCCUUUUUCUGGAUACCAGCUUUAUGCAAACUCUUUUUACUCUUCUGAGGUUAUCAGCGAGGCGAUUCCAUCUCUGUCAGCGACUUCACUCGCUGCUGCAGCAAGUAAGGUCGCUGAGGUGCCAUCUUUCUUUUGGAUGGACACUGCUGCCAAAGUUCCUACUAUGGGCACAUUCUUGGAAGACAUCCAAACCAAGAACAAGGCGGGUGCUAGUCCUCCACUUGCCGGUAUUUUCGUCGUCUACGACCUUCCGGACCGUGACUGCGCCGCCCUUGCCAGUAAUGGCGAGUAUACUAUUGCAGACAACGGUGUUGAGCAUUACAAGGCGUAUAUUGACAGCAUCGUGACUCAGCUCACGACUUACUCAGAUGUCCACACUAUCCUGAUCAUCGAGCCUGACAGUUUAGCUAAUAUGGUAACCAAUCUGAACGUUGCAAAGUGUGCUAAUGCUCAGUCUGCUUAUUAUGAGUGCAUCAACUAUGCUCUCGAGAAACUCAACCUGGCUAAUGUUGCGAUGUACAUUGAUGCAGGUCAUGCCGGCUGGCUCGGAUGGUCCGCCAAUCUCUCACCAGCAGCCCAACUCUUCGCCGAAGUGUAUUCUAACGCCAGUUCCCCAGCUGCAGUUCGCGGUCUCGCCACCAAUGUCGCCAACUACAACGCUUGGACCAUUGGAACCUGCCCAUCCUACACGUCUGGAGACUCCAACUGCGAUGAGCAAAAAUAUGUCAACGCUAUUGCUCCACUCCUCUCAUCCGCAGGCUUUAACGCCCAUUUUAUCACUGACACGGCCCGCAACGGUGUUCAACCCACCGAUCAAAAUGCCUGGGGCGACUGGUGCAACGUCAAGGGCACCGGCUUUGGCGUACGCCCAAGCACCGACACUGGGGACACCCUGCUCGAUUCAUUCGUUUGGGUGAAGCCAGGUGGUGAAAGUGACGGAACCUCCAACUCCAGCUCCGCCCGUUAUGAUGCGCACUGCGGUUAUAGCGACGCUUUGCAACCAGCCCCUGAGGCUGGUACAUGGUUCCAAGCGUACUUCGAGCAGUUGUUGACGAAUGCCAAUCCGGCAUUCUCCUGA
Messenger RNA from Talaromyces proteolyticus, 1212 nucleotides. RefSeq names its product 1, 4-beta cellobiohydrolase. Gene Ontology annotation, biological process: cellulose catabolic process. Gene Ontology annotation, molecular function: hydrolase activity, hydrolyzing O-glycosyl compounds. The transcript is spliced from 5 exons. Bases 1 to 1212 code for a protein of 403 amino acids. The record is from RefSeq and is a predicted model, not a curated record. Lineage: Eukaryota; Fungi; Ascomycota; Eurotiomycetes; Eurotiales; Trichocomaceae.